Messenger RNA from Salvelinus sp. IW2-2015, 614 nucleotides. NCBI's taxonomy places the organism in Eukaryota, Metazoa, Chordata, Actinopteri, Salmoniformes, Salmonidae. The record is from RefSeq and is a predicted model, not a curated record.
GAGCGCACCACUCCACCUGUGUGGUGGCCCGGCCAGGAGCAGGAGGACGAUAGGGAGUACCUGCUCACCCAAGGCCGAGCAAAGGACUUUUGGCUGGUAUGUGGGAGUUCCCUAGCCUGCUCCUGGAGGGGGAGAAUUCUGAGAUGAAACAGAGGGGGGCGCUGUGUGCUGGGGUGGGGAGAAUGUUGGGAGUUCGGCUGGACAAGGGGCUGCUCCAGUAUGUGGGGGAGGUGGUUCAUAUCUUCUCCCACAUCCACCAGACUUAUGUUGUGUACAGCCUGUGUAUGAAUGUCUCUGGAGACGGAGGGAAAGCCCAGAGUACUACACGGUGGCUCACUAGACCUUCCCUGCAGGAAGCUGCUGUAUCCACUGGAGUGAAGAAGAUCAUGAAGCUGUACGACACUACGGAGGAUCAAGAGGGACAAACUACCAAGAAGAAGGCUACUAACGCUAAGAGUGACGGACACCACAAGUCUAAAAAGCUCAAAGACAAUUCAACAAACAGCGGGACCAGACAGCUGUCACUCAGUUCCUUCUUCAAGAGCCCAAAACAAGAAACUUGAUCAAUUUAUACUUACAAUGAAUAACAAUGUCGUUUUUUUUUUUUUUUUUUU